This is a messenger RNA of Anopheles aquasalis, 2557 nucleotides long. RefSeq names its product histone H3.v1-like. Gene Ontology annotation, biological process: meiotic chromosome segregation. The record is from RefSeq and is a predicted model, not a curated record. Gene Ontology annotation, cellular component: chromosome, centromeric region; nucleus. NCBI's taxonomy places the organism in Eukaryota, Metazoa, Arthropoda, Insecta, Diptera, Culicidae.
GCGAAUGCUUUCAUUCAUAAGCAAUACAUACGAUUCAUAAAGUUAGCAAAAAUAGGAAUUAUCUGGCUAGGGGAGCAGAGGAGUUCCGUGAAAUUAGCUCUCCACUGCUGGUACGCAGAGGGUAUAAACGUGCGCAUAGCGUUUGGAAUCCAAGCAAACUGUCAAACGGUUGCGCGGCGUUUGAAAACAAACGAAGCCGAAGAAAAUUUCCCUCCAGAGUGCCUAUGUUCCAAAAAGAAAGGAGAAAUGGAGUUGACCGCGGAUAAAACGAAGCUGCUGGCAGCAUUUCGUAUUCUCAACAAACAACUGGCGGAUAACAACACCCAGUUAAAGCAGCAUGUUACAGUAUCAGAAUUGCGCAUCAACCAGUUAAGCAGUUUGGUGCUGCAAACACGCAACGAGAACCAUUUCCUGCGCAACACGGUGAGAAAAUUAAAAGAACAAAUAAAGAUGAUCACCCAGGUAAUGGUGACGGUGGAGAAGCACGCCGAAACAGUCUGCAACAAGAUCACUUGUGAUGAGGAACAAGAGGAAAACUAUCAACAGUUGCGACAACCGGUGGCCCCGAUGGUGUACGAAAGGAAGCGUGCGGAACGGGUUGCUUUCGUGGACGAGGGUGCUAUACAGGAGGAUGAAUCGGUGCCGGAAGAACUUGGAAACGAUGCAUCUAGCUUUCACAAUCAUAGCUCAAAUCCAGUGACUCGAAGUAGCAACUCUGAUGAGACUGUCGUUAAAAAGGAUGACGAGUUAGUGGUAGAACACGAAGAGGAGGAGGAGGAGGAAGACGAGGAAGAUAAUGAAGAGGAAGGGGAUGACGAGGAUAGCGAACCCAACGUUACCAUGGAACUACCGCCAGCGUACGCGCAUCUCGCCGCCAAGAGUCCAUUGGUGCAGCGCCUGAAACGCACCUCCAGAAGGGGCAGCUUCGACGAAUCCUUUGAGACCAUCGAUCGUGACCGUGUAUUCAAACUAGGACGUCAGAGCCAAAGUCUGCGCGACAGUUACGCAGGUUUAUCUCCGAACCACAAUAACAACAACAAAAAUAAUGAAGAAAUGCAUCUGGGGACAUCCAGGAGGUCGCUAAAACGGAACGAUAGCGAUAUGGACAUCGACGAAUCUAUUGUCAACACGGUACGCAAAAUAUCGGUGUCGCUAAAUGAAGCGAGCCUUUCGUUUAAGUCGGUCCACAGCGAAAGAGCUGCCAGCUUAAGCCGCUCUCUUAACGAGGACAACUCCAGUUCCCCCGGCCAGAUUUUAAAUUUGAGGAAAACCAUCAGUGAGACGGUGUUUGAUCCGGAAGACAUGCUGGCCAACGCAUCUUGUAGUACACCGGUAACGAAAACUGCCGUGAUGGGAGAAAAAACGAAGGAAAUCCGGAAGUCGUGCGUGACCAGGACAAAGAGUGCCAUCGAGCUGCAUAAAAAUAGUUCCAUUAACGCUUCAAUGCAGCCAGUGGUUUUACUACAACCACUCACAGAGCAAAAUCUGAAACAGCACGAGCUAUCACAUCCGCGUAUACGCAGUGGACGUAAUCGUACCGUUUCGAAGUGUCGUUACAAGGACAACGACUCCGAAAAUGAUGAAUCGACGGAUACUAGGCAGCAGGGAGGUAAACUGGAACAUGGUUCUUCUACCGAAAAUCUAUCUGUUCAGUCUUAUGAAUCUGGGCGUCCUAGGCGUAAGGCGGCCCCGGUGAAUAUGCGCGAGCCUUCAAUAAACAGCAAGCUGCGACGUGAAUAGCUGCCGGUUGCUGGCAUGCUGGAUGCAUCCCCACCAUCAGUACCCUUUUCGAAUCAUUCUUCGCUGUACAGUACUUGAUAGUUUUUUUUUUACGACAAACAAUACAUUCUCUUCUUUUUGUCACUGACUGGCAUUUUGUAGUUUUCUGUAGUUUUGUAGUUUGUACUGAAAUUAUAGUUAAAUUAGCGUAAAUACCAAUAAAUAUUCGGACAAGUUGAUGUUUCAAUGAUGGACAUUUUAAAUACCAUAACUAGGCAGGCUUUUCGGGCUGUUCGGACGCGUGUGGCUCGAUUUCAGCGAGCAAAGAGGGGUGCGUUUUGGUGUUCAUUUUAUUUAAUAAAAUUCAGUUUAAUUCUUCACCUGUAACAGAAUUUGAUUUCAUAGCAUUCGCAUAAUCUUUCUAUCCGAAUGAUCCACAGAACAAAAAAAAAAACGUUUAAAACUAUGCGCACCCUCCAGGUAGCCGCGCGGGAUGAUUGUGAAUUAGUGUUUAUUCUAUGCAACUCUGUUCGCUUCUCUGGGCGCCCAAAGAAGCGCUUUUACCGUCCCAUACCGAAACCGUUUCUGUUUGUUCUAUUUCACGUCCUAGCUGGAGAAUCACAAAUGCACAUUCACUGUGCAGCUCUGAGAUCCUGCUCGAUUAAACACACCGGGGAUGGUAAUAGAAGGAACUGCGGGAAGGUUUUGAAGAAACAUUUUCACAUAAACUCUCCGGUCACAUGCAUAGCAUUAUAUCAACAGGUAUAGAUAUACUCGCACUCGUAGUGUGUAAUACGGAAUCUUCAGCACACGGUUACAUACGUAAUGAGGACGAUAA